Messenger RNA from Psammomys obesus (fat sand rat), 2181 nucleotides. It is a transcript of the gene Kel, whose product is annotated as Kell metallo-endopeptidase (Kell blood group). Gene Ontology annotation, biological process: protein processing. NCBI's taxonomy places the organism in Eukaryota, Metazoa, Chordata, Mammalia, Rodentia, Muridae. The coding region runs from base 1 to 2181 and encodes 726 amino acids. The transcript is spliced from 18 exons. Gene Ontology annotation, molecular function: metalloendopeptidase activity. Gene Ontology annotation, cellular component: plasma membrane. The record is from RefSeq and is a predicted model, not a curated record.
AUGUUACGCCCGUACACGGAUGGACACAGCGCAGAGUGGUGGAGAGGCAAGGGGCCUGAGGUUGGACCGAGUUCUGCAGCAGAGGGACCCCCCCCUGAAUGGAGACUGCAGUGGAAAAGAGGCAGACGGGUGCUGACUGCAGUCCUGCUCUGUGGCCUGCUCCUUGGUUCUUCUGUGCUUUGCGUGUACAUCUUCCAGAACUGUGGUCCUCGUCCUUGUGAAACACCUGUGUGUUUGGAACUCUUGUCUCAUUACAAGGCCUCUGGAAACAGAAGUGUGGCCCCCUGCACCGACUUUUUCAGUUUUGUCUGCCAAAAAGCCAAUGGGACCAGUAAUUAUUUUCAGGCUCUUACAGAAGAGAACAAGAGCCAACUGUGGAGACUAUUGGAGACCCCAGGGUCCUGGAACCUAGGAUCUGGGCAGGAGAAAGCCUUUCAGUUCUAUAACUCCUGUAUGGACACAGAUGCCAUUGAAGCUUCAGGGGUGGGUCCACUUAAACAAGUUCUUGAUGAGCUUGGAGGCUGGCAUAUCUCUGGCAACUGGACUUCCUUGGACUUCAACCAAACUCUGAGGCUUCUGAUGAGUCAGUAUGGCUACUUCCCAUUCUUCAGAGCCUCUCUGCAACCUCAUCCGACCCCUCCACACAAACCAAUCAUCCAGAUAGACCAGCCGGAGUUUGACAUUCCUCUCCAGCAAGAUCAGGAACAGAAGGUCUAUGCCGAGAUCCUGCGGGAAUAUGUGACUUACCUGGUUCGGCUGGGAAAUUUACUGGGGGGCGACCCCCAGAAAGUGCAACAACAUGUCUCCUGGUCCGUCUUCUUUGCCUCACGGCUGUCCAGGUUUCUGAGGCCGCUAGAGCGACAGCGGGCACAAGACAAGCUCUUUCAUGUGGCCACUAUCAAUCAACUGCAGGAAAUGGCCCCAGCCAUCGACUGGUUGUCCUGCUUACAAGCAACAUUCACACCGAUGUCUUUGAGUCCCUCCCAGACCCUUGUGGUCCAUGACCUAGACUACUUGAGAAACAUGUCACAACUGAUAGAAGAAGAGCUACUGACAAGCAGGGACAUGAUGCAGAGCUACAUGAUUUUGGGGCUUGUGGAUACCCUUUCCCCAGCCCUGGACAGUAAAUUCCGGGAGGCUCACAGAAAACUGAGACAGAAACUCCGGAAACUGAAAGAACAACCACCCUUGCCAGCCUACCCGCGAUGGAUGAAGUGCGUGGAAGAGACAGGAAAGUUCUUUGAGCCCACCCUGGCAGCUUUGUUUGUUCGUGAAGCCUUUGGCCCAAGCAUCCAAAGUGCUGCCAUGGAAUUAUUUGCUGAGAUCAAGGAUGCUGUCAUCAGACGCCUCAAAAAGCUUUCCUGGAUAAGUAAGGAGACCCAGAAAGAGGCCUUGAACAGGAUCUCCCAACUGCAGGUGGAGAUGGGAGCCCCAAAACAGGCCCUGAAGCAAGAGCUGGCCAAACAGGAAUAUAGUGAUAUACAACUUGGUCCCAGUUUCCUUCAGUCUUUCCUGAGCUGCGUACGAUCCCUCCAGGGCAGAAAAGUUCGUAGCUUUUUGCAGCCUUUCCCCUACCACAGAUGGCAGCAGUCUUCCUGGGGGGUCAAUGCCUACUAUUCAAUAUCUGACCAUGUGGUUGUCUUCCCUGCUGGCCUUCUCCAACCUCCAUUCUUCCACCCUGGCUACCCCAGAGCUGUGAACUUUGGAGCUGCUGGCAGCAUCAUGGCCCAGAAGUUGUUGCAUAUCUUCGACCGACUCUUACUUCCUGGGGGCUGCCCGGCCUGUGACACUCAUGCACUACAGGAAGCACUUCUAUGCCUGGAACACCAAUAUGCUGCCUUCCCCAGCAUGUCCUCCUUCAAUGGUUCUCACACACCCCUGGCAAAUGCUGCAGACAUAGGAGGCCUAGCCAUUGCAUUCCAGGCAUACAGCAAGAGGAUAGUAGAGCACAGUGGGGAGUUGACCCUACCCAACCAGGACCUCAGCCCCUAUCAACUCUUCUUCCAAAGCUACGCCCAGGUGAUGUGUAGGGAUCUGAGCUCACAAGACCCUCUGGACACUCACAGCCCUCUGAGCCUUCGAGUCCAUGGACCCCUCAGCAAUACUCCAGACUUUGCCAAACAUUUUCGUUGUCCACGUGGUAGCCUUCUGAACCCCUCUUCCCGCUGCAAGCUUUGGUAA